Messenger RNA from Ascochyta rabiei, 699 nucleotides. RefSeq names its product Gluconokinase. Gene Ontology annotation, molecular function: gluconokinase activity. Lineage: Eukaryota; Fungi; Ascomycota; Dothideomycetes; Pleosporales; Didymellaceae. The record is from RefSeq and is a predicted model, not a curated record. Bases 1 to 699 code for a protein of 232 amino acids. The transcript has 2 exons. Gene Ontology annotation, cellular component: cytoplasm.
AUGCUGCAGACCAUCGAGCAAACGCACUCCACUCCCGUACAUUAUGUGUCGCUGCCUACGCCUCCUGCAUCUACUGCCGGCUCACCAUCCACCUCACCCGCAAACCUGAGCGCCGUCAAGACCGCAGAAAUGGUCAUCCCCAGUCGUCAUCACAUCCUCAUCGUCACCGGUCCUGCGGGCUGCGGAAAGAGCACCAUCGCCAAGGUCCUUGCCGACCGUUACGCUUUCGAAUACAUCGAGGGCGACGAGUAUCACCCCCAAACCAACAUCGACAAGAUGGCCGCAGGUAUUCCGCUGAACGAUGAGGAUCGCUGGGACUGGCUGAUCCUCCUGCGCGACCAAGCCCUCCAGGACCUCAAGCAGGGCGCCAAGGGCGUUGUCAUCACCUGCAGCGCUCUCAAGAAGAAGUACCGCGACGUGAUCCGCACCGCCAGGCUGUACGACGAGGAGCCAGAUGCCAACGUUCACUUUGUAUACCUCCGCGCCGACAAGGAGACGCUCCUCGCCCGCGUCCGUGGCAGACAGGGACACUACAUGAAGGACAGCAUGGUCGAGAGCCAGUUCGCGGCACUCGAGGAGCCCGACGAGCUCGAGGUGAAGCAGCUCAAGGACGUCGAGAUUGUCGACGUCAAGGGCUCCAUCGCCGAUGUUUCUCAGCUCGCAACGGCCGCCGUGGACAGAGUCCUCGUCUCCCGGUAG